Staurois parvus is the source of this 663-nucleotide messenger RNA. The record is from the annotation of a GenBank genome assembly. Lineage: Eukaryota; Metazoa; Chordata; Amphibia; Anura; Ranidae.
AUGUUUGGGUCAUUAGCGGUCCGUGGUUUGAGACUGACCUGGAAAGCUGGGGUCAUUCGUGUGUCUCAGUUUCAUAUCAGCUCAAAGCAUGGGAUUCAGUAUGGCAACUUGGCAUACUUGCUGGGGGAAAGAACAUCCAAACGAUUUGGACCAAACAGUAAGGUCGUAACAGUUGACGGUAACUUGGCCUCCGGCAAAGGAAAACUUGCACAAGAACUAGCACAAAGGCUCGGUAUGAAAUAUUUCCCUGAAGCAAAUCAGUUUUAUCUAGACAAUACUAUUACUGAUGGAAAAUUUGCUGGCCUUUGCAGCCUGGAGAAGUUUUAUGAAGACCCAAAGAGCACCAAUGGAAAUUCAUACCGCCUACAGAACUGGAUGUUCGGCAUGCGCAUGAUUCAAUAUGCAGACGCUUUAGAACAUCUUCUACGCACAGGUCAGGGAGUGAUAUUGGAACGCUCUCCCUUCAGUGAUUAUGUUUUCCUUGAAGCCAUGUUAAAGAAUCAAUACAUUCGCCCACAGUGUGUGACUCAUUAUAACGAGAUAAAGGAUGCAAGCAUCGAUGAAUUCCUGCCUCCACAUGUAGCUAUAUAUGUGGAUGUCCCAGCUGCUGAUGUGUACAAGAAUAUUCAAGAAAGAGGAGAUGUACGUUUUUUUUUCAUCUGA